GGCAGUGGCGGCGGCGGCGUGCGCAAUGGAGGGCGAGCGGAGCGCCCGCGCGGGCGGCGGAGGCCGGCGAGGGAGGCGGCGGCGGCGAGGAGGGCAGCCGCGGGCCGGUGCAGAGAUCUGGCUGCUUGCAGGGGCCCUGUAGACAGCUGCCUGGCCGCUUGCGCCACCACUGCUUCUUCCUCUGUUCCUUCGUGCGAUGAGUGUGCGGCUGCAACUGUGAUGUACUCCCCAGAGUGCAAGGCGGAGGUGACUCCCUCGCACAAUGGCAACCACACCUUCAGCUACACGCUGGAGGACCACACCAAGCAAGCCUUCAGCAUAAUGAAUCAGCUGCGCUUGAGCCAGCAGCUCUGCGACGUCACCUUGCGGGUCAAGUACAAGAACAUGCCCCCGGCCGACUUCCAGGCCCACAAGGUAGUGCUGGCCUCCUCCAGCCCCGUCUUCAAGGCCAUGUUCACCAUGGGACUACGGGAGCAGGGCAUGGAGAUUGUGCCCAUCGAGGGCGUCCACCCCAAAGUGAUGGAGAGGCUCAUCGAGUUUGCCUACACGGCCUCCAUCUCGGUGGGCGAGAAAUGCGUCCUGCACGUCAUGAACGGGGCCGUCAUGUACCAGAUCGACAGCGUGGUCAAAGCUUGCUGCACCUUCCUGGCCCAGCAGCUGGACCCCAGCAAUGCCAUUGGCAUCGCCAACUUCGCCGAGCAGAUUGGCUGUACCGAGCUGCACCAGCGGGCGCGGGAAUACAUCUACAUGAAUUUUGGGGAGGUUUCCAAGCAGGAUGAAUUCUUCAACCUCUCGCAUUGCCAGCUGGUGACGCUGAUCAGCAGGGAUGAGCUGAACGUGCGUUGCGAGUCGGAAGUCUUCCACGCCUGCAUCAACUGGGUGAAGUACGACUGCGAGAACAGGCGGCUCUACGUCCAGGCGCUGCUCAAGGCCGUGCGCUGCCACUCGCUCACCCCUCACUUCCUCCAGAUGCAGCUGCAGAAGUGCGAGAUCCUCAAGUCGGACUCGCGCUGCAAGGACUACCUGGCCAAGAUCUUCCAGGACCUCACCCUGCACAAGCCCACCAAGGAUGUGUCUUGCCGGGCACCCAAAGUGGGGCAGCUCAUCUACACGGCGGGCGGCUACUACCACCGGUCUCUCAGUUACCUGGAGGCCUACAACCCUUGCGAUGGCUCCUGGAUUCGACUGGCUGACCUGGAGGUGCCCCGCAGCGGCCUGGCCAGCUGCGUGGUGAGCGGACUCUUCUACGCGGUGGGCGGGAGGAACAACUCCCACGACGGCAACAUGGACUCCAGCGCCAUUGACUGCUAUAACCCCAUGACGAACCAGUGGUCUCCUUGCACUCCUAUGAGCGUGGCACGCAACCGGAUUGGCGUGGGGGUGAUUGACGGCAUGAUCUAUGCGGUGGGCGGAUCUUUCGGGAGCAACCAUCACAACAGCGUGGAGAGGUACGAGCCAGAGCGGGACGAGUGGCAGUUAGUGGCGCCCAUGCUCACCCGUCGCAUUGGUGUCGGGGUGGCUGUGCUGAACCGUCUCUUGUACGCGGUGGGGGGCUUUGAUGGCAAUUGCCGCCACAGUUCAGUGGAGUGCUAUUACCCUGAGCGGGACACGUGGGAGAUGAUUGCCCCAAUGAAUACCAUCCGGAGUGGAGCAGGGGUUUGUGCACUCAAUAACUGCAUUUAUGCCAUGGGGGGCUUUGAUGGCACACUACAACUCAACAGCGUGGAGCGUUACGAUGUGGAAGCGGGCACCUGGUCCUUUGCGGCACCCAUGAGCCACCGCCGGAGUGCGCUAGGGGUCACUGUGCACCAGGGCAAGAUCUACGUCUUGGGUGGCUAUGAUGGUCACACCUUCCUGGAUAGUGUUGAAUGUUAUGAUCCCACCACCGAUACUUGGACCGAGGUGACCCACAUGACGUCAGGCCGGAGUGGGGUGGGAGUGGCCGUCACCAUGGAGCCAUGCCGCAAACAGGGCGAUGAGAACUGCCAUUGCUAAGAGAGUGCAGUUCCUUUCAAAUGGAGGAAAGAAAACAAAUGGGAGAAGAUUCAGUAUUAAGACAUGCCUAGUGCUAAGUUCUGUUCUGCCAGGACCAAGGAAAAGUGCCAAGGAUGAGCAAAACUUCAAAACUGAAUUUGAACCACCCAUGAGGGGCAGUGACUGUGAAGAACUGUCCCUGCUCUGUGCUUUUAUCAGGGUAGUGUAUCUGGUGAUUUACGAUUGACCCUGCCUCAUUCUAGUACAGUGGUACCUCUGGUUGCGAACAGGAUCCGUUCCGGAGGCCCGUUCGCAACAUGAAAAGCCUGCAACCUGAAGCGCCGUAUCUGCGCAGGUGCGCGGCGCGAUUUGGCGCUUGUGCACUAAGCGUGAUUGAGCGCUUCUGCGCGAGUGGCGAUACCCGGAAGUAACCCUUUCCGGUACUUCCAGGUCACCCCAGGAUGCAACCUGAAAAAACGUAUCAUGAAGCAAACGUAACAUGAGGUAUGACUAUUGGGAAUCGUCUAAAAAAGGAACCUGCCUAUGAGAAUUGCAGAAGAGAGCUUGAUGUUCCCAGUGCCCUUCUUUCCAGAUGUCUGGCAAGUGAUGGUCGGGCAAGGAAUAGUCUAAUUAUUGGGGGUGGGGGUCUCCUUUGCAUGGAACGCUUGGGAAUACCUUGUAAAUAGAGCAUUCCUGCCUAUUUGAAAUGUUUAUUGAACAGACAGUUUGACAUCAAAUUCAAGUCUCGAUUUUUCUAAAGUUCCCUCUCUGCCUAUUCAAACUGGUAAAUUUUGACAGAACACUGCAAAAGGAAGAAAGCUGGGCAGACUGUUUGCUCUUGUGUGGCUGAUAGUUCUGCAAGGUAAGUAAACAUAGAACAGGACCUAUAAAGACUUCAGGUGGGCCCUGGCUGCUUUUGAAUUAUUGCCACCUCAUGAGAAGUGCUUGGCCAGGGUGCUUCCUGCAUCGAUUGGUUUUGUUUUUGUUUUUACCAUCAAACUUACUGGCUUGAAAUGAACUGGUUUUUAAAUUACACUUCUCACACAAAUAAAGCAACUUUUUGCGAUUA
Molecule: messenger RNA, 3043 nt
Organism: Podarcis raffonei (Aeolian wall lizard)
Lineage: Eukaryota; Metazoa; Chordata; Lepidosauria; Squamata; Lacertidae
Gene: KEAP1
Product: kelch like ECH associated protein 1
Exons: 6
Coding region: 220-1995 (591 amino acids)
Molecular function (GO): transcription factor binding
Source: RefSeq, a predicted model, not a curated record